GUGACAGACAAAACAUGUCUGACGCAUGUCACUUGUCACCAAUGAAUAAAGAAUACAGUCACAUAUGAAAACAGAAAACAUCUGAAAACACAUCUGAUCAUAAAAACUGGAAAAUUGAAUAAAUGAAAGUAUUGUUUUAGAAAUCCAUCGUCCACAUCUCCUUAAAAAAUGUUUAGAAGUGAUGACAAUAAUAUGGAAUUCGUAUAUUUAGCGAAGGCCCUUCCAGCAACAUCCUCUUCCACAACUGUUAACAAAGGAAAAUGUGAUUCUGCUUGAUUUUAAAUAAAUAUCUCUCGCUCACAGUAAUGGCCGAAAUAAAUUCUCGUCAAUUUGGCGAUUCGUUAUUUCGUGAGAUACACAAAAACAGUUGGUUAACGAGAUAUUGUACUAAGGAUUUACGAAAGAAGAAGGAACGUGUUUGGACUGUUUUUUGUGUCCAUGAUGAUGUCGAAGCAUAUUUAGAAACUUACAUAGACUGUAAAGCAGCUGUUUCGCAUAAGCCCGAUCAAUUUAUAGCUUUAAAUGAUACAAAACACAUCUCUCCUACGAUCUGUCCUCGUGAUCAAGAAUUCGAAUUUGUAAUUAGUUUAACGACUGAUGUAGUACGUUUAGCGGCACCUACGUGGGAGUUGAUGUUAGACUGGGUAGAAAGCAUUAGAGGGAAACUGUACGAUUUACGAAUAUUGAGCCCGGGAGAGAACUUGUAUAGUAAAUUACCAGAGCCACGUAGUGCACCGUUACUUCCUACACGAGAUCCAACAUCACCCCUACCACUUCCCCCUUUAGCAGCUAUUGCCUUACCACCUGGUGUAGAACCGUUACAGGUGGUGCCCGAGUCUUCUACUUCAAGAUCCCACCCUGUCCUCCAAAGGGGAAUGUCUCUUCCAGAAAGAACUGACGCAUGUUCCUUAGAAGCGACUUCAAUUAAUGUUAAUAAUUAUCCGCCUGGAGAGAUAUUUAGGUUUGAUCUUAGCGAUAUUGACAAUGCCGUCCAGAGUAACUUGAGCUUAAAUCAUCCACCAACUGAGAAUACUCAUUAUGAACAAGUCUUUCAAAUGAGACACUCUCCAGGUCCAUCGAGCAGACAAGUAAGAGUUCAAAGAUCAAAUAGCUCACCUCGAAGAUUGCAACCACCACCUCAGCCUUAUAGAACCUUAAGGGAACAGCAAGUGUUGGAGUUGCAGAAAGAAAUGAAACAUGCUGCGGGAGUGCGAUUACAAAUUAGGAAGAAAGAUUGUAUUAGUUCGAUCGCUUUGGGUCACGCGUUCGGUGGUGUUUGGGUUUGUGGUUGGAAGCAGAAGGAGCAUCCCAUGCUGUAUAAUUUUCUCCAUAUAGGGGAUCAAUUAAUUAGUAUCGAAGGUGUGGAAGUGCAUUCUCCGAGCGAUGCGCACAAAAUUUUACGUUCGACAAGUUGUGGACUUUAUGUUAAUAUGAUAAUCAAACGAGUUCCCUAUGGAAAAGUGCUUGUAAUAUGUCGUGAAUUGGAAGGUCAGUCUCUAGGUAUAAUUCAGGAAGGCAAUACAGCUGUGAUACAGUCUAUCGUCCCUGGUAGUUUAGCAGCCAUUUACGGGUUGCCUUCUAAAGCGCCUACAUGUGAUAACUUGUCUCUCACUAAUUGGGUUUUAACCGAAAUUAACGGUCGUCCUUUGAAUUUGUUCUUUAAAGAAAACCAAGUGAGAGAUCGUUUGAAUUCCGUCGGUCGUGAUAUCUCUAUUUUAGUACAGCCCUUAGAUUUAGUUAAGCAACUUAAAAAGCAAUUGAAGUCCAUUAGAAAUUACAAAGAUUACAUUUUGCAAUAAUAGAAUUAAUUGUUAUAUAUAAUUAACUGCUCUGUAUCUAAUUGCUCUCUGGUUCAAAACGGUUGAAGACUAAUUUUCAAUUAUGAAGCCUGAUUAUUGUUAUACAAUCCCCUUAAUUAAUCUAGCACUAUUUGGUAUAAUUUGUUAAGUGUGAUUUGCUUGUUUUGUUAUUAAUUUUGUGUUUUUAAGCAGGCGGAAUUUCAGCCAAGGCUGCUCUACCAAUCCAACGUACUUCAUUUAAUAAUUCGAGCAAAUAAAACCUUGACAAUCUUUUCGGGGGGAUUUUCUAUGUCUACUUUUAUAUGAUAAAAAGUCUCCUUGUUUCUAACCGCAUUGAUGUCAAAUUGACAUAUGAUUAAAUUGAAGUAUUAAAACAGAACAUAAUCCCCUUGUGCUGUCAUUGUUACGUU
This is a messenger RNA of Photinus pyralis (common eastern firefly), 2209 nucleotides long. RefSeq lists its product as uncharacterized. Gene Ontology annotation, cellular component: cytoplasm; plasma membrane. The record is from RefSeq and is a predicted model, not a curated record. Gene Ontology annotation, molecular function: protein binding. NCBI's taxonomy places the organism in Eukaryota, Metazoa, Arthropoda, Insecta, Coleoptera, Lampyridae. The coding region runs from base 306 to 1799 and encodes 497 amino acids. The transcript has 6 exons.